Molecule: messenger RNA, 756 nt
Organism: Acaulospora colombiana
Lineage: Eukaryota; Fungi; Glomeromycota; Glomeromycetes; Diversisporales; Acaulosporaceae
Source: the annotation of a GenBank genome assembly
AUGGCGCCGCACCAGGAAACGGAGUCUACAGUCUGGCAACUGUAUCACCGGAGGGCUAAGAUUCGAGACAAAUCCCUCUUAGACCACUGGAAUGGACUUUUCGCCUCAGUUGUCACCGCCUUUUGCGUCGAAAGUAGGAAAAUGUUGCAAGAAGAUCCCCUGGAUUCGAUUCAAGUUGCAGUUUGGUAUAUCGCUGCAAGGCAGGCCAACUCGAGCCUACCAUUUACUCCUCCCAGGCAGUUUAAACAGCAUAAGUGGGUGAUUUUCGUGAACGGACUAUUGUUCACAAGCUUGACAUGUAGCUUAAUUGCUGCUCUUAUGGGUUUGACAUGCCUCCAUUGGGUGAAAGAGUACGAACAUGGGGCUAAUAACAAACUUCCAUUUCAAGGAGAAAAAAGCAGAGCGUUGCAUAGGCACUACCAAUACCAAGGAGUAAAGAAGUGGCUCAUGGACGAAAUGAUUGCUACGGCACCAAACCUUCUAUAUAUGGCGGCAAUAUGCCUCUUUACGGGACUAGCCAUUUGGCUUUGGCACCUCAACUGGCGCGUUGCUCUCGUAUUGUUGAUAGGUAUGUUGGCUGUCGCGACCUGGUACAUUAUUACGACCUUAUUCGCCAUAUUGUCCCCUUCCGCCCCAUUCAAAACUCCCAUAUCAAAGUUCUCCCUCGUAUUCAGUUUUGUUGAGCUCGUGAAGGAUUCCCUCGAAAUCACUUCGGGAUUCUUGAGAAAUUUCAAUGGAACCCGCCAACCAAGCUAG